GAAAUACUUUGAAAGUCUAGGUCUAAUAACCUCGAUGUGGUGAAUAAAAAUUACCUUCUAUUAUAAAAAUUUAAUUAAUAAAAUGGCAGAAGAUACAAUUAGCAAUAUAGCAAUAGCGGAGGAUGAGGACUACGUGGAUCCAUGGACUGUUACUGGAAAGUCGGACACCGGCAUUGAUUAUGACAAACUAAUAAAAAGGUUUGGCAGUCAGAAAAUUGAUGAUGAACUUAUACAGCGAUUUGAAAAAGUUACAGGAAGAAAAGCUCAUCAUCUGCUGAGACGUGGAAUAUUCUUUUCACAUAGAGACUUAAAUGUAAUAAUUAAUUUACAUGAAGCGGGAAAGAAAUUUUACUUGUACACUGGAAGAGGGCCAUCAUCGGACAGUAUGCAUCUCGGACAUAUGAUUCCUUUUAUGUUUACUAAAUGGUUACAAGAUGUUUUCAAUGUACCUCUAAUUAUUCAACUGACAGAUGAUGAGAAGGUACUGUGGAGAGAUAUAAAAGUUGAAGAUGCAAGGAAAAUGGCUUAUAAUAAUGCUAAAGAUAUUAUAGCAAUUGGAUUUGAUCCUUCAAAUACAUUUAUAUUUAAUGAUUUGGAUUUUAUUGGGCAGUGCCCAGCUUUUUACCAGAACAUGUUAAGGAUACAGAAAUGUGUCACAUACAACCAAGUAAAGGGCAUAUUCGGUUUCGGUGACUCUGAUGUCAUUGGCAAGAUAACAUUCCCAUCGAUUGAAGCCGCUCCAGCCUUUUCCACCACUUUUCCAUUUAUUUUUGAAAAUAAAAUUGUACAUUGUUUGGUUCCGUGCGCGAUCGAUCAGGAUCCAUACUUCCGUAUGACGCGAGAUGUGGCUGUUCGUCUCAAAUUGCCCAAACCUUCUCUGAUACACUCUACAUUCUUGCCGGCUCUUCAAGGCGCUCAACACAAAAUGUCCGCUAGUGAUUGUAACGCUUCGAUAUUCUUGAACGACACUCCGAAGCAAAUAAAAAAUAAGAUAAACAAAUACGCGUUUUCGGGAGGCCAAGUCACGGUGGAGGAGCACAGAGAGAAGGGUGGUAACACUGAUGUGGAUAUUUCUUACAAGUAUUUAGUUUUCUUCCUUGAAGACGACGACAAACUCGCUGAGAUCAAGAAGUCUUACGAGUCAGGACAGAUGUUAACAGGAGAACUUAAGAAGAUAGCUAUAGACACCAUUACAGGAUACGUUCAAGAUUAUCAAGCUCGAAGAGCCAAGGUCACAGAUGAGGUCAUGCACGAAUAUUUCAGAAUAAGGAAAAUCGUCGUUUAAAACUAUAACAAUAAAGUCGCAUUUAAAUUAACUGCAAAUAUGUUCCAUUAUUUAUUUCUUUAAAAAAAUCGUAAAUCUAUUUAUAAAAAAAAUCUGCAUGAA
Molecule: messenger RNA, 1387 nt
Organism: Bombyx mandarina (wild silkworm)
Lineage: Eukaryota; Metazoa; Arthropoda; Insecta; Lepidoptera; Bombycidae
Gene: TrpRS
Product: Tryptophanyl-tRNA synthetase
Biological process (GO): tryptophanyl-tRNA aminoacylation
Cellular component (GO): cytoplasm
Molecular function (GO): ATP binding; tryptophan-tRNA ligase activity
Source: RefSeq, a predicted model, not a curated record